GUAGUCACUCCCUGGAUCCAGGCAAGAUCGGGGAGGAGUCUGUGCCGUGGUCCCACCCCUUUUCCAGUAAACUGCUGUUGCUACAAAUUCCGUGGCAGGAUUUCGAAGUGCCAGGAGCAGCUAGCUGUACUCCCGAGCUUUCCCCAUGGUUUCGGUGACCAGAUCGGUGUUUGGGGAGCUGCCCUCGGGGGCAGGGACAGUGGAGAAGUUCCGGCUGCAGUCAGACCUGCUGAGAGUGGACAUCAUUUCCUGGGGCUGCACCAUUACGGCCCUGGAGGUCAAAGACAGGCAGGGCAGAGCCUCAGAUGUGGUGCUUGGCUUUGCCGAGUUGGAAGGCUACCUCCAGCAGCAGCCCUACUUUGGAGCAGUGGUCGGCAGGGUGGCCAACCGCAUUGCCAAAGGGACAUUCACGUUAGACGGGAAGGAGGUCAAGCUGGCCAUUAACAAGGGGCCCAACAGUCUGCAUGGAGGCAUCAGAGGGUUUGAUAAGGUCCUCUGGACCCCGCAGGUGCUGUCGAAUGGCGUCCAGUUCUCACGGGUCAGUCCAGACGGUGAGGAAGGUUACCCCGGGGAGCUGAAAGUCUGGGUAACAUACACCCUGGAUGGUGGGGAGCUCGUGGUCAACUACCGAGCUCAGGCCAGUCAGACCACGCCAGUCAACCUGACCAACCAUUCUUAUUUCAACCUGGCUGGCCAGGGCUCCCCAAAUAUCUAUGACCACGAAGUCACUAUAGAAGCUGAUGCUUUUUUGCCUGUGGAUGAGACCCUGAUUCCUACAGGAGAGGUUGCGCCAGUGCAAGGAACUGCCUUUGACCUGAGGAAGCCAGUGGAGCUUGGGAAACACCUGCAGGCGUUCCACAUCAGUGGCUUCGACCACAAUUUCUGCCUGAAGGGAUCUAAAGAAAAGCACUUUUGCGCUCGGGUCCGCCAUGCUGGAAGCGGGCGUGUACUGGAAGUGUACACCACCCAGCCCGGGGUUCAGUUCUACACGGGCAACUUCCUGGACGGCACCCUGAAGGGCAAGAGUGGAGCAGUCUACCCCAAGCACUCCGGUUUCUGCCUCGAGACCCAGAACUGGCCUGAUGCAGUCAAUCAGCCUCACUUCCCCCCUGUGCUGCUGAGGCCUGGUGAGGAGUAUGACCACACCACUUGGUUCAAGUUUUCUGUGGCUUAAGGAAGUACAAAGAUAUAACCUGCUCCAGAACCAGACUGGGAGCUCCAUCAGCUGCUGCCUGUCUUCUAUUCAGAAAUGAGAUGAAGAUUUAGAGGCAUUGUUAAAAUGAUCCUGUGAUUUAAAAUCACACAAAUGGUCGCUGUCAUAUCAAUCAAUAACCAAUCUGAAUAUUGAUUCCCUUCCCAAUGACUGGCUCCAGGUCUAAUGACCAGCUCUAUUCUGUGUUGUUAAGAGGACCCAACUACCAAUCAUCAUCCAGGCUCUAAUCCUAGCCCAGAAAUGGCACCUGGACCCCCAUGCUCCACGAGCUCUAUCUCACCACUGUGCCUUUCUUUUCUACUUUUCACCCCUUUUGAGUCUACUCUCUCAUUCCUCUUUUUCCCUUUUUACAAAAAGCAUCCGCCUAAGUUUAACUGUCUCUGAGCCUUGUAAGUGGUGUGACUCAAAGUACAAGAAUCUGUCAUUUUGAUUCUCUGCCUUUGAAGUUAACUGAGAAAGCCCAGCCCAGACCAGCCAAGGUACAGAAGAAAGGAAGCCGUUGGGAGUCAGCUGUGUCUGUGAGGGCAGGACCUUCCAUGGUGAUUGCACGCCACACCUGCAAGAGGUCGUGCUAUGAAGAUGAGGCUGGGCUCCCUGUUUUCCUGAAGAGCUGAAUCAUCGGUGAUGGGUAUGGGUUGGUGGCUUUUAAAGAAAUGUUUUUUAUAUACUAGCAAUUAGUUGAAAUUAAAGCAACAAAAACCCCGCACCUUCAAAAACUCCGUUUCUUCACUUCUUUAAACUUGUUAGGCAUGGAUCUUUACUAAGUGGACUAAGUAUAUGACAUGUUCUAGAUUCUACAAUGGGCUCCCAUACAAGCCCCAGCGUCUUCCUAGGGGAAAGCUACCUAACUGGUGGCCAACUGAACUUCCCAUUCUUCCUCUCUCUUAGCAACCAAAACCAAAUGAAAAUGGUGUUUUUCUUAAUUCAUUUCAGCAUGGAUUUUCUGAGUAUCUUUUUUGCAUAGUUCUCUGCUGGGUCCUUUAAGCGAAUCAAGAGGUAAUGAUGCCUAAGACAUAGUAUGUUCCCCCGGGAUAUCCCAGUCUCCCUGGGAGAGCUGAGACUAACAGUAGCAACCCAAUGAUGUAGAAUUACACAGCACAGCUGGGAGCCCUGAACUAGUAUUGUACUUUGCUUCUUCUGACACUUACUACAUAGGCAAACCAUUUAAUUUCACUUGAGGUCUGUUUUCUCACUUGCAAAGUACUUGGUUUUCCUCUGUUCUAAAAAAAAGAAUUGUUUUUACUAUAAGCCUAGCCAAGAGUAGCUCAAAUAAGGAUAUUCACCUGUAGGGCAGUUGAAAUAAGUUACUGGUAUUUGAAUAAUGUUUAUGAAAGACAAUAAAAAGUUGAAGUUUGACUGUCAAGCCGUAAGUCUGACGAAAGUAAAAUUUCAGAGAAAUUGAUCUUUUGAAGCAGCAACCAGUCUAUUCAUUUUCCUGACACACACACAUAAAAGAGAACUUUGAUGUGCUUGAGAAAAGACACUAUAUAGUUGUAAGACACGUGGGAGUAUAACUGUAGCAUUUUAUGAUAAAACCACAAAAGCUGUCAGCCAGAAACGAUUUU
Artibeus jamaicensis (Jamaican fruit-eating bat) is the source of this 2778-nucleotide messenger RNA. RefSeq names its product galactose mutarotase (gene GALM). Gene Ontology annotation, biological process: glucose metabolic process; beta-D-galactose catabolic process via UDP-galactose, Leloir pathway. Bases 146 to 1174 code for a protein of 342 amino acids. The record is from RefSeq and is a predicted model, not a curated record. Gene Ontology annotation, molecular function: carbohydrate binding; aldose 1-epimerase activity. The transcript is spliced from 7 exons. Lineage: Eukaryota; Metazoa; Chordata; Mammalia; Chiroptera; Phyllostomidae.